This is a messenger RNA of Effrenium voratum, 6849 nucleotides long. The record is from the annotation of a GenBank genome assembly. NCBI's taxonomy places the organism in Eukaryota, Dinophyceae, Suessiales, Symbiodiniaceae.
AUGCCCGACUCGGGCGCGAAGAUCGUGGGCGCUGUUGGCACGGCGUCCAUGGCGCUGGCGUAUUGGUACUGGCGGCGCCGAGUCAUGCCCAUUGGCCCGUGUGUUGCAGAUGUGCGGCCACUAGCCAUUGGUGACCAGCAGGUCAUGCUCCGCGGCAACGGUCUCACACGCUAUCACCUCAACGUUCAAUGGCUCAGAGAGGGUGAAGGCAUUGUCGUGCUGAUUCACGGCAUGACGAGCCCUGGCGUCGAUGUGUGGAGGUCGCUCAUUGCGUGCCUGGAGGCACGCGGCCGCUGCGUCCUCGCCUACGACGUGGCUGGACGAGGGUGGUCGCACUGCAGUGGCGGACCGAUGACACUGGAUUACCACGUGCGGCAGCUCGAGGAGCUCCUCGACGCACUCUCCUGCAGUGAUCGAGCGUUGGACCUGAUCGGACUCAGUUUCGGUGCUGUGAUCGCCUCCAACUUUGCCGUCCGCCACCGUGAUCGUGUGCGCCGGUUGGUGAUGCUUGCUCCUGCAGGCCUUUUCCCAACGGGGCAGGACUAUCUUGGCCCUCUGUCGGGCAGCGGCUGGCGCGCAGUACUCGCACGCCUGCGAUGGGCAGCGCGGUGCCGCUCGUCGCUGAAAAGGGAUUACGCCCACGAGCUGCGAGCCAUGAAGGACGGUGCUGUGCUUCGCGCAUACUGCGCCAACGCCGACUGCAACCGCGCGCUCGUGCGCACCUACCUCUCCACCCUCCUCUGCUGCCCGGAGUUGUUCGACAACCGCCGCGCCCUCCGCACGCUUGGCAGCUUCACAAGUUGCAAGACCCUGCUCCUCUUUGCCACGCAUGAUAGCGCGACUGGUCCGCCACCCGACGACGAGGAGCUGCGUGAGCUGCUGCCGAGCGCGUCCUGGCACAAGCUCGACGCGCCAGGGCUGGACCACGCGCCGCACCUCACACACCCCGCCCUCGUCGAGCCGCUGAUCGCUGACUUUGUUGCUGGCGAUAGAGACACGCACCGUGUGGAUGCAGCGCAGCAAGAGCAGACGGAAGCCUUUCACAAGCUGGUGUUUCUGCGCUGCGAGCAGCUGAGAAUGUGCGCGUUGAGCUCGACUUGGAGGUGCCAGAACUACGUCUACAAGGGCCGUUGCGGCUUUGCCUCCUGCCGCUAUCAGCACGACGACCUCGCAAGGCUGGAAGCAAAGGGAAAGCCGACUCCAAGCAGAAGCACCAGCAGCAGUCAGUGGUCCGAAAGCUCUGCAGCGAAGGGCCCGCCGGCCAGUAUCCGCUUCUUGCUGGAAGGAGAGUCCAUCCGCUCGAACCCAUACCUGAAAGAGUUUGCCGCUGCAUCCUGGCUGCCGCGCCUUGUGGCAGCGCCGGAGUGCAGCAAGCUCUUCAAUGUGCAGGGCAAGCGCCUGCGGAAGGAGCUUACUGAGGCCUUUGGCCUGCUGCACGCCUGCGGCAAGGCGUUGCGCAAGCUCCGCGCGGAGGGCCACCGCGUCACCAUCGUGGACCUUUGCUGUGGCAAGGGCUUCAGCAGCCUGGUCCUGGCCUGCUCCUUCCCGGAGGCACAGGUCCUCGCGGUGGAUCGCAACGCGCACAUGGACCUGUCUCACUUUAACUUGUGCGAGAACCUGAGUUUCCGGCACUUGGACCUGGAGUCGUCCAGCCUGGCCCCGGACUGUGCUCAGAUGCUUCUGGAUUCUGCGCCGCCGGGGGCCGGGCCUGGCCGGCCUGGGCUUCUACUGCUGGUUGGUGUCCACCUGUGUGGCAUGCUCUCCGUGCGCGCCAUCCAACUCUUCGCAGCCGCCGCGGGGCCAGCGGCGCUGGUCUUGGCGCCCUGCUGCUUGGACAAGCGCCUGCCAGGCGUCAAGCGGCGUGCGAAGCGCUUGGGUGUCAACCCGUACACGUUUUGGUGCCUCAGCCUGCUCUUUGAGGAGCUGCCCAGCUGCCGACGGGAGCUGUUCCAGGACGACGACGUCCUCUCGGAGCGGAACUCCUUCAUCCUGGUUCUUGAUGACUGGACCUUGCUGUCAGAGUGGCACCAAGGCACGGCGUUUGCCAACCGUGACGCCAAGCGCAACCAGCGCAACAAGAGUAGCAAGAGCUAUCCCAGCUCCGCCUCAACCUGCGAUAGCGAUGGUCUCAGCGGUGGCAGCACCAGUGACGGUUCCAACGACAGCUUCCGCUUCAUCAAUGGGCUGGUGCUGCGGUUGCUAGGAGUCUGCGGGCACCAUUGGCAGGUCAUGUCGCUGCGGCUGCUGCAGAAGGCGGCAACCUCGGAUGGAGGGACGGCCAGAGGCAAGGGCCGGGCCCGCGGCGCCAAGCGCGGUAUGGCCAUGAGCCUGCAGCAGUUCCACGAGCAGACGCCCACUCCCAGCACCAGCUCCAAGUCUGCGUGGGGCAAAGGCGCCUCUCGCACCUGCACCUGGGCGGCAGAGGAUCCUCCAGCCGGGUGCAAGAGCACUGGUCAGCCCAGACCCUCUGCUUGGAUGACAGGUCCACCGUCCUCGGCAGUCGACAACUUGUGGGAUGCGGCCCCAGCAGUUGAAGAGUUGGCCGAGGACCUGUGGCAAGCCGAUCCGCCGAGCGCGGGCCCGGAGUGGGGCGAGGCGGAGCCGCUGGAGGUGCCGGAGGAGCAGGCUGAGCCCGAAGUGGCCGAGCCCGAAGUGGCCGAGCCCGACGUGGCCGAGCCCGACGCGGCCGAGCCCGACGUGGCCGAACCCAAAGUGGCCGAAGUUGACGACGAAGCUGCUGAAGAAGAAACUGAGGACAGCUUCAGAAGAGACCUUGCUUCCUGGCUUCGGCACCUGAACUUGCUGGAGUACGAAGAGGCGGUCGCAGCUUGGUGCGAAGAGAUGGGCGCGGCAUCGCUGGAGGAGGUGGUGGAGAGCACCGAAGAUUUGCUGGAAGCAGUGCCAAUGAAGGCCCUUCAGGCCAAGCGACUGCAGAGCAAAGCCAUUGAAGCCAUGGAGGCGGUGAGCGCGGAGGAGUUGCGAGAUGAGCCACAGGAAGAAGCAGAGGCUGAGGUCACUGAAGCCGGCAAGAGCUCUGCUGGUGCGGCCUCCGCCGGCGCGGCCAAGGCUCAGAGCUUCUACCAGAGCCUUGGCACGCUGGACGAGGAUGGCGUGUAUUUGAAGCAAAGGCCCACUGAGAAGGCUACCUGGGUGCCGACGGCGAAGGAGAAGCAAGGCAGCCGCAAGAAGCAGCAGAAGGAGCGCCUGCAGGCGGAAGAGGAGGCGAAGGCGCAGCAGGCGGAGCAGCAGCGCUUGGCGGAGGCGGAGGCGCAGCGCCUCAUCGAGCAGCAGCUCGCGGAGGAGCGGGAGCAAAGACUCACAGAUGUGAGAGCCCGGAUUGCGGAUGCUUUGGAACGCUCCGACUCGCAGGCCUUCUCUGGUGCUGCGGACCGGGCCCGUGAGGUGGGGCUUCCCGCUGAAGAGCUACGUGAAGCUGAGCGGCAGCUGAACCUGGUGCUGCAGAGGAGGCUGCAGAGGCGAAACGACGCUCUGUGCGCUCUCGAGGCUGUGCUGGAGGCUUCGAAGGAUGAGAAGUUCGGACCAGCUGUACAGAAGGCUUUGGAGGAGGCGCAGUCAGAGGGGGCUCUGCAGCUGGCCAGUGGCCGUGCUGUUGAAGAAUCGGCUCGCGCUGCUUUGCAGGAGUGGGAGCGGAUGGAGCAGCAGAGGGAAGACUCCCGCAUGGCGCUGCAGUUUGCGCUUCGGCGCGGCGAGGUUGGUGCUUUGCAGGUUGCGCUCAGCGAGGCGAAGAAGGUGCUCGCGGACGGCGGCGGGCUCAUGGCGGAGGCCGGGGGCCAAUCCCCGCAUUGUCUCAAUUUGGAGGUGUUCCGCUUGUUGCUGUGCAACGGCCCUUUGGGCUUUGCCAAGGAUGGCGGCCGCCUCGCUCUUGCAGGCUGGGCGGUUCCCGGGGCAAGGGUGGUGUCAGUGGUAUCCCUUCUCGCGGCCUCGCGGAGGGUCAGACGGCAGCUUCGGCUCAAGUACGGGCAACGCGGCAACAUGGAUGUCGCCCCGCAAGCGGUGGGCUGCGGGGAGCCUGAGGAGCGGCAAUCGCGGCAUGAGCCGGAGGAGGCGGCGGAUGGGCAUUUCCGGCUCAUCCUCUGCGCCUUUUUGGCGCUCUUCUUGACGGGGGUCUUGUACUUGAUGGCUGGACGACGGGGUCGCAGCGAGACACUGCUGCAGAGCAACCCGUUGCAGAGCCUGACCGAGACGCCCGUGCACCUGCUUUACACCCUGGAUGAGAACCUGGGCAAGCUGCGGCAGUUCAAUGACGCGGCCUUUCACAAGUUCAGCCCCGUGGUGCCCUUCGAAGCCUUGGGCUCGGACGUGUUCCUGGUGGGCGUCAUGGGCAGCGGCCUCACGCUGCUCACGCAGAUCGGGCACCAGCUGCGGUCCAACGGCUCCAUGAGCUUCGAGGACCUGAACGAGGUGGUGCCCUGGUUCCACGCGGCACUGCUCUGCGGCCAGGACCUGGACGAGGCCCAGGCCUUCCCGCCGCGGCUCUACAAGACCCACCAGAGGUAUGAGAAGCUGCCGGAGGGUGCCAAGUUUGUGGUGCUGUUCCGGGACCCCGAGGACGUGUUGUGGACCCGGUACCAGCGGUACUGCAACAGCAGCUGGACGGAGUACGCCCGCGUCCCCAAAGCGGCGAUCACGUUGGAGGACUUUGCCGCAGGGAUGUUUGCGCACAAGUCCAGCAACGAGGUUUGGCACUUCAUGAAGUCGUGGCUCUCCUGCUGCAUGGGCCACGACCGGGUGUUGUACGUGACAUACGAAGAUUUGAUGGAGCAGCCAGAACGGGAGAUUUCAAGGAUCGCGCGCUUCAUUCUGCCACAUCGCCAAGUCACAGAUGAGCUCCUGAGAACGGCGAGGCUGCAGUCGACCAAGGACUUUAUGCAGGAGCAUAUCUCCAAGUUCGACGACCACUUCGUGCUGAAACAUCUUCCUGUGUUCAAGCAGGAUGUGAAGGCCUACGGCUUGGUGCCUCGAAUCCCGCGAGUGAUGCGCCAGACACCCAAGGAGCUGCCGCGCGCGGUGCAGGAGCUGCUGGCUGCGAGGUGGCAGAGCUACGUGGGGGAGUCGGGCUUCGCGUCCUACCGGGAGCUGAGGACGUGGCUUCGCGCAGACCCAUUGAACAAGCAAGGGGAGUUGAACGAUGAUGUGACUCAGGGGCAUUUCUGGAAGGGCGUGCUCUUCUUGCUGGCGGCCGCCUGCGUGAUCGCAGCACAGAGCACAGAGACGGAGGACGGUUUGCAGCCCGGGGGGCUGCCAGCGCAACACGGAAAUGGGCAGCAGGCUCGAGGCAAGCUGGCGGCUGCCCUGGCCGAGCAGGACUUGGAGGCUCUCGAAGAAGCGCUGGCGCUGUGCAAGGAGCGUCGCCUGCCGUGCCAAGGCGCUGAGGAGACGCUAUGCAGAUGGAGGGCUGAGGCGGCGGCGCGGGAGGCGGCUGAGCGGCAGCUGGAGGCUGCCUUCGAUUCUGAAGACCUGGUGGCUGUCAAAGCGGCUUUGGUCGUGGCGAGGCCGUGCUUCAAGCCACAGGCCCUGCACGCGGCGGAGGAGCGGCUGGGGGUGAUGGAGGCGCUGAUGAAGCGCCGGGAGAUGGCGCGCCUGGAGCUGUGCCUGGCGCUCAACGCCCGGGUCAUCUCCCGCCUGCAGGCGGCUGUGGAGAGCGCGAAGAUGGUGAGCUUACCGUCGGAGCAGCUCCAGGAAGCUGAGGAGGCGUUGCAGGAUUGGCUGGAGGAGGAGAGGCAGCGCGAGGAGCUGCUGGCCAAGCUGGAGCAGGCCUUGCAGCAGCGGGACGUGAAGAUGUUGCAGAAGGCCUUACGCGAAGCUCAGAUGGCUGUGUCUCAUGAGGAGCCACCGAUACAGCGUGCGAGCUUGCUGCUGGCGCAAUGGGAGGAGGAGGCGAAGCGCGAGCAGGAGGUGGCCCAGCGCCAAAGGGCGGCGGAGGAGAUCCAGGAGGCCAUCGAAGACGGGGACUGGGACACCAUCGAGUCUGCUGUGCAAGCGGGCCUCGAGUCUGGUCUGGAGGAGGAGGCCGAGCCGGUGCGCGCCGCCCGGGCGAAGCUCGAGAGCCUGCGCGAGGCUCGAGAGCUGCAUGAGGCCAAGCGCACCAUCCAGCAGACCGAGGCGAGGCUGCAGCAGCUGCAGCAAGCGGAGGCGCAGCUUGCAGGGCCCAGCCACAAGAAGGAGCGCUCGGCGAUUGGCAAGGAGAUGAUGAAGCUGCGGAACGGCGAGGAGUACAUCUCCGCGCGGAGCUUCCUGAAGAACCCGGAGCAGGAGCGAAAGCGAACGCAGGAGCAGAGGGCGGAGAUUGAGAGGCGAGCAGCUGAGGAGAAGGAGCGAAGAAGGCUACGGGCCGAACAGGCCCCGGCGGAGCUUGCUGCUUCCAUGGAGGCGGGUGAUGAAGAUGCCUUGCGGGCGCUUCUCGUGGAGGCGGUGUUGACGCCCUCUGCCGCAGCCACUGCAGAGGGCUUCCUAGCAGAGUGCGAAGAGAGGAGGAAGAGAGCCAAGCGGGACGGAGCGCUCCUGGAGUUCUGCUUCGACAACCUGGACCGCAGGGCCUUCUUCCAAGCCUCGGUCACGCUGGCCACCUUCUUCACGGACCAGUAUUCCAUGCAGGAGGGCAAUGACUUCAAGCUGAAGGUUUUGAAGGCCGCGCACGGCGCAGUGCUCGUGGCCUUCCGAAGCCCUCGGCAUGCGGAGGUUGUGUACCAGACGGCCAAAGCCCUCGCCAAGUUGGGUGCUGCAAAUGUCGCGGAGGUCCUCUCUGGUGCGGAGGUCCGCGCUGCGGGGGACCUGAGCGAGGCGGCGGAGGAGGUGCUGGCUCAAGCGCGCCAGGAUGCCGAGGCGUGA